Brachypodium distachyon (stiff brome) is the source of this 1198-nucleotide messenger RNA. Its product is annotated as DEAD-box ATP-dependent RNA helicase 10. The transcript is spliced from 2 exons. Bases 140 to 433 code for a protein of 97 amino acids. The record is from RefSeq and is a predicted model, not a curated record. Gene Ontology annotation, molecular function: RNA helicase activity. NCBI's taxonomy places the organism in Eukaryota, Viridiplantae, Streptophyta, Magnoliopsida, Poales, Poaceae.
UGCAGGUUCUUCCUUCUACCUCCCGUCAUAACAAACCCACCGCCGCGCCAAGCACCAACACACGCCGCCCCCUUCGCCGACGCACGCGCGCGCCCACUCUCGCACGGAAGAGCUUCUCUACUCCUCCUCGGUAGCAGCCAUGGCCGCGGAGCGGGAGCCUGAGCUGGAGCCGGAGCCGGUCGCCGAGGCGUCGACGUUCGCGGAGCUGGGCAUCUGCCGGGAGCUGGUGGACGCGUGCGACGCCAUGGGGUGGAAGGAGCCCACUAAGAUACAGGGCGGGGCCAUCCCCCACGCCCUCCAAGAUCAACAGCCAACAGAGCAAGCAGCAGCUCAACGGCAGGCAAAGAGCGAGCAAGCAGCGGCGGAUCUUCUUCUCCCAGCGGCUGCCUGCUGCUCCAGCGCUCCGGCGACAGGAACAGCAAAUAGUCAAUAGUGACAGCUAAGCAACACCAACAGCAAGCAGCGGGACCAGCAAUGCACAUUAUCCUGCUUCUCCUUGUCCCUGCCUUGGUGACCCCGCGCUGCACCUGCACCGUGUGCCGCGGCCGAACGGGGCGGCAGUCAGACAGCCGGCAGCUCCGGGUGGGGGAAUUGCGGACUGAACGGUGGGGAGGCGUCUCUGGGCCGUGAAUCGGUGACGAUGGGCUGUUGAAUUUCUUCGGGCCGCCAGCUCGCGGACUAGACCGAGCCGCUCGGCCGAAGGCCGAACAAGUCUCUCUUUGAAGCUCGGCUCGGCCAGAAAACAUGCUGGCUCGGUCCGGCUUGCCAUGGCCUGGUCCAGCUCGUGAGCCUGCGCUCGUAUGUCCAUCCUCUCACCGUCUUCGUUUCGACGUGGCAGCCCCGUGCCUACUUUUUUUUUACUCCUACAACCUAUUUUUGACUGAAUUGUAUCACUAGUAUUCCUUCCUUUUCACAAAGAAUGGUCCGCAUUUUAAAAUUUUAUUUUGACCGACAAUUAUUAGACUAAUGAUUUGAGAGUUAUGUGCUAAAAAAUUAUAUCAUUGGAUUCGUAUUUCAAAAAUAUUUCCAACGAUAUAAAUUUUGCAACAUAUAAUCUACAUAUUGUAGGUCAAAUUUUGACCUCGAAAAGCGUGGUUGUGAAAAGGAGGGAAUAUGAUUUUAAAAUCAUGUCUACGUUUUAUAAAUUCAUGGAUUAUGAUGUUUAUUUCCUCCCAGUUUAUGGACUAGUCAUGUAUUA